UCGUUCGUGGUGGUGGUGGCUGUAGAGGGGCUGGUGUUGGUGUGGUGGCUGUGGGGUUGUUUUGGGGGUGCUGUGUGGAGACCUUCCUUAGGUGGGAUGCGGCAGGAAUUGCGUCGGUUGGGGCUUGGCUGCCUUUAGGCCUCGGUCUUCAGAGCAGGGUUUGGAUCUCAUGGUUGGGUGGUGGGAGCCUUGCUCUGCCUUCAUGCUGAGCUCUGCCUUAGAAGCUGUGGAUGCAAGGUAUAUUCUGAGCAGCUUGUCUCUACUGUUGGUGGCGGUGACUGUUUAAGUGCAAUCUUCUGUUGUACAAGUUCUGUUCUUUUCUAUUGUGAAUUUUAAGGAAACGGAAGGAAGAAACUUGGGGAAAGAAGCGGCAUUGAGGAGUAACUGAUUUAAUGAGAGGCAAAUACACAGCUUCAGUCACUUGAAAGAACAGGAAGACCUGUGGGAAGCAAUCCAAAAUAAUGGUGAGUCAGGAAAUGCCAAGUGCGUCGAGAUGUCUUGAAGAACCGCAUUCAUCAGAUGAAGUCAGCACAUCCUCCAAAGAAGUACUUAAGCCCAGUGACAUGAAAAUGUCAGAAGUUUCUGCAGCCAUGUCUAAAGCUGACAUCAAGCCAAAAUCUAGCUGCCAUGCCAAACAAUGGUCAGAUGAAAUAGAGAACUUAUACAGGUUCCAGCAAGCUGGGUACAGAGAUGAAGUUGAAUAUAAACAAGUGAAACAAGUUGAUACGGUAGAGUGUUGGCCAGAAACUGGAUUUGUGAAGAAGCUUCAGAGAAAGGACAACACCUUCUAUUAUUACAAUAAGCAAAGAGAAUGUGAAGACAAAGAUGUUCAUAAAGUGAAAGUUUAUGUAUACUAAUUUUGCUACUUUCCAAAGUUUGUACAUUUUAAAAUAAAUCUUUUUGUUAUGAUUUGUAAGAGAAUGAGAUUUGUAUAACCCAGCAUUCAAAGCAUAAAUGUCAUUCUCGGAUAGAAUGGGGAAUACAGAAUGUGUUCCAAAUAAUUUGAUAUCAAAAAGAUAAAAAGCUGCAAAGGGACUUUGCGUAUUUGGUUUGACUGUGCAAAGUCCAUUAUAAGUAGGCUCAUUAAUCUUUACUCUGAACAACAUAAUCUUGUCGAUAUCAGCUGCAGUCUCUUGGUGUAACUGAGGGCUGUGAGGCUCCCAGUAAGUCCAAAAGGCGAAUUGUAGUAAUUGUAGUGCCGUGGAGAGGAGGAACAACGAGCAGAAAUCUUUAUUGUUUUAGUCUGCUGUUUAUUUAGUUACUGUUGUGUCAGAUCUGUUCCCCAGCAUGUUUGCUUAGCGUUUCCCUUUCUGCCCUCAGCAGCCCAAUUUAGGAAUCCUCCCUCAAACGGCUCUACUCAAAUAAACUUUCUCACACUCUGUGUUUAUCACUGAGACUAACCAGGUCUGUUUCUUUUGAUUGUUUCCUCAUUUGGAAGUUCUUGAUCAGAUAACCCUGCUGGAAUAAACGUUCUCACUUCUUGUUAAUGAGGGCAACCCACCAAGUUUGUUUCUGGUCACUAUCUUUGUUAACACUAAUGGGUCAGGGUUUCUGUCUGUAAGUGCUUGUUCUUUUUGUUUGCCUCAUCAUCCCAAUGUCUUGAGGCCUUUACCCAAUUGGACAUCAAAUAAACUGUCUCACACACCACAUAUCCUGACAGCAUUCA
This is a messenger RNA of Tympanuchus pallidicinctus (lesser prairie-chicken), 1666 nucleotides long. It is a transcript of the gene MEIG1, whose product is annotated as meiosis/spermiogenesis associated 1. Bases 462 to 857 code for a protein of 131 amino acids. Gene Ontology annotation, cellular component: nucleus. Lineage: Eukaryota; Metazoa; Chordata; Aves; Galliformes; Phasianidae. The transcript is spliced from 4 exons. The record is from RefSeq and is a predicted model, not a curated record.